This is a messenger RNA of Bradysia coprophila, 826 nucleotides long. RefSeq lists its product as uncharacterized. The record is from RefSeq and is a predicted model, not a curated record. Lineage: Eukaryota; Metazoa; Arthropoda; Insecta; Diptera; Sciaridae.
UCGAUGAGUAUACCAACAACCAUAAAAGACUUUAUUCGCAGUUCAUGCAGACGAACGAAAAGGAACUGCCACUUGUUGUUGAAUUCGAAUAUUGAGCAUACGAAAUCGAUUACAAUUUUCUUUGCUUCUUUGAUUAGACAGCCGUAUUUUAUAAAAUGAAGUUAUUUGUGUUGACGCUGCUUGUUGCAGGUUCAAUUGCCACGCAUGUAGGCACAAAUCAGUUGGAUAGAGCAGGCAAACAUAUGGCUGGACGUUUUCCUCGCAGGGCUGAGGAUUGUAUUGGUGAAGGGUGUAAAAAUCCAACAAUAACAGUCGCUGAUACGUGGGCAGGCAUAUGUUACACAGAUCCUGAAACUAAACAUCCACGAUGCAGUGAUAAGUUUUGCUAUCCGGAUGAAAUCAUUGACCGAUCUACUUGUAAACCAGACGGCCUCCUAAAAGACUGCAAAUGUAUUAAGAAUCCGGACAUAACAUUUAUUAAACCUACAACUGUACCACCAACACCAGAUCCUUUCGUCGGAUGCGAAUCGUGUAUCAACUCGAAAUUGAGUAUAUCAGACUCAUUCGCCGGCCAGUGCAUUCCACAUCGAUCAGGUAGUGAAUGCAAGUGUAUAUGUGGUGACGUAUUUUGCAAACCUGGACAACAAAUAGAUAGAACAACUUGCGUCGUGGGUGGAUCACUAAGUGACUGUAAAUGUAUGGAUGUAGUUGUUACUUCGACAGCAUCUACUCCGAUAGAAGAAUAGCAAAGAAACACAUUGAGCUUGAAAACGUAAGAUUAACUAGGAAAACGGAAACAGUUAAAAUAAAUUGGUCUCGAAUUUAA